GUGGCCACAGGAAGUCACCAUGUCGAGUGCGCACAAGAACAAAAUUGCAGAAUUCCAGAGUAUUCUCAGCGAGUCCCACAUCAACCUUAAGGUGCUGCGAGAGCUCUGCUUUAACGGAAUUCCAUUUGAAGGGGGUAUUCGCUGCCUGUGCUGGAAGGUCCUGCUUAACUAUCUUCCCCGGGAUCAGUCAUUAUGGGACACUGUGCUGCAGAAGCAGAGGGAAACCUAUGCACAUUUCCUGCGAGAGAUGAUUAUCCAGCCAGGUAUUGCCAAAGUCAAAUUUGGGGUGUCCAGAGAAGAUGUAACUUUGGAAGAUCACCCCCUGAAUCCCAACCCAGACAGUCAAUGGAACACUUACUUCAAAGAUAAUGAGGUGCUACUGCAGAUAGACAAGGAUGUCAGGAGACUGUGUCCUGAUUUCUCAUUCUUCCUGAACCCCACGGAUUACCCCUGCCUUUUGAUCAUGGAUCCGGAAAACGAGUACGAGACUCUUCGGAAACGCGUGGAACAGACCACCCUGAAGUCUCAGACUGUAGCACGAAACAGAAGUGGCGUUACUAACGUAAGCUCUCCCCUAAAAUCCUCCGCUUCCAAUUCUCUGGGAGACUACAACCCUCUUCCUAACGGCAGCGAGGCACACUGGGAGGUGGUGGAAAGGAUCCUCUUUAUUUACGCCAAGCUGAACCCCGGUAUUGCCUACGUCCAAGGCAUGAACGAAAUAGUUGGGCCUAUUUACUACACUUUCGCCACUAACCCAAAUAGUGAUUGGAAAGAGCACGCUGAGGCCGACACGUUCUUCUGCUUUACCAACCUGAUGGCGGAAAUCCGUGACAAUUUCAUUAAGAGCCUGGAUGACUCCCAGUGUGGUAUAACCUCUAAGAUGGAGAAAGUUUACUCCACCCUGAAGGAAGAGGAUGAGGAGCUUUACCUGAAACUGCAAGAACAGAACAUCAAACCGCAGUUCUUUGCUUUCCGCUGGCUGACUCUGCUCCUUUCUCAGGAGUUUGUUCUCCCCGAUGUCAUUCGGAUCUGGGAUUCGCUGUUUGCUGAUGAGAACAGAUUCGACUUCCUUCUCAUGGUCUCUUGCGCUAUGCUGAUACUAAUCCGGAAUCAGUUACUCGAAGGAGACUUCACAAUUAACAUGAGGCUGUUACAAGAUUACCCGCUGCCUAAUGGGGAUGUUCUACCAAUACUGAAAAAAGCAAAAGAAUUGCAGGACUCAAAAUGCUGAAAUGCUGCUGCCGAGACCUCCAAAGGGACAUCUGUGCCGCAGGGAUCCCCACAUCUGGAAUGGCGUGUGGCCUGGGCUAUGUUGGACACAGAGAUCUGGACACUAAUUGGCUAACUGUACCCUGGCUUCUGGCCAAAGCCAUUCUGCACUAAAGUGACAAGCAGUGACCAACACAGCAAGAGUUGACUUUCUUCUGCACUAUUUGGAAUGGGGGACCAGAAUCAUCUCCUUGGGAGCCACAGCAUUGUCUGAUCUCACUCAUUCCAUUAAAUAUAUCCCUGCGUCUCAAGAAGGGUCAUGGCUGCUGCAUGCCUAUGUGAUGGCCUUUUUAAGGGUCAUCAAUGUAUAACAGAAGCAUCAUCAUGGAAGGGAGCUCUGGGCAAUACCUUAUGAGUACUCGCACUCCUAUUCUAGACUGUUAGAGACACUGUAACAUCUCACUGAUGAAAGCUGCUCCUGAUAUAGCCUGUUGUGUUAAAUACAGGAAUGUUCUACUGUCAUGUUUCAGUACUAUGUUUUCUUUUGUUCCAAAGCAUUGUACUGGGAUCUCUGUAUGUUUUACCCCUUUUAGUAAAAAUAUACCCAUCCACAGUCAUACUGAUGUAGGAAACACAGGCACAGCAUGAUCUGACCCAAGGCAAGGUAGGGCCGUUACCAACAUACUCCAGCUGUCAGCCUCUCGGCAACAGAAUUGUGUCACUUCAUUGUAUAGGGUUCUGUCAUGGCUGCCAUAUUGCGACUCCUCGUAUACCUGCAGCAAUCAAGUCAGCAGGGGUGUUCUUGUCCAAAUCCUUUAUACUGGAUAACGCUGCACCCUACUCCCCCGCUGCCUGUUUAUGGGGGAAGGACUCUCCUUAUGUAGUUCUUUAAAUCAGGGCAGCAAGUAGAAGUGCUAACAGUAUUUAGAGAGUUUGAAAUUAAAUGUUAUUCUACAGUAUAUCAGUUUUCCACCAGCUGUUUUAAAAACUACACUUCCCAUACACAUUUGGGUUUCUUGGGAAAUAUAUUUAUAUAGGUUGUUCACUUUUGAGUUAACUUUUGGUAUGACGUAGACAGUAAUAUUCUGAGACAGUUUCCAGUUGGUCUUCAUUUUUUAAUUAUUGGUGGAUUUUUAGGGUGAAGACACAUGGAGCUACUACUAGUAGCUGCUACUAAGUAGCUUUGUGUGUCUUCACCCUUAAUGUUUUCACUUUUUUGUUUAGCAACUCUCCAGCUUUGCAAUUUCAGCAGUUAUCUAGUUGCUAGGGUUCAAAUGACAUUAGCAACCAGGAAGUGAAUUGAAUGAGAGACAGGUAUAUGAAUAGGAGACGACCUAGGUGGAAAAAUAAGUUACAAAAAGUAGCAAUGAGAAUAACAUUGUAGCCUCACAAAGCAAUAGAUUUUUUUUUGUAUGAUGCAGACAUUGACAUUCUGAGAAAAUUUGCAGUUGGUGUUCAUUUUUUAUUUGUUCAUUUUUUUGUCAGUAUUUAACAUUUUGUUCAGCAGCUUUCCAGUUUAGAAUUUCAACAGCUAUCCGGUUGCUAGGGUAUUAUUUACCCUAGUAACCAGGCAGCAGUUUGAAUGAAAGACUGGAAUAUGAAUAGGGGGAGGUCUAAAUAAAGAUAAAAGAUAACAAUAAAGUUGUAGCCCCACAGUGCAAUAGCUUUUUGGCUUCUGGAGGCAGUGAACCCUAUUUGAAAGCUGGACAGGGGCAGAAGAGGAUUGAAAAUAAUUAAAAAAAAAAA
Molecule: messenger RNA, 2955 nt
Organism: Xenopus tropicalis (tropical clawed frog)
Lineage: Eukaryota; Metazoa; Chordata; Amphibia; Anura; Pipidae
Gene: tbc1d13
Product: TBC1 domain family member 13
Cellular component (GO): cytoplasm; membrane
Source: RefSeq, marked provisional